AAACAAUAUAAAUCACUUACAAGUAGGAUCGCUGGAGUUGGUUAACUCUAUGGCUCACCGUGUUUUAUCCUACAAAGACCUCAUGAAGUCGGAAGCCUGGUGAGAACGUACGAGUACUACCCAUCACUCCAUGCGGCAUUAGCGGAGAAAAUGGCGGAUUGAAUGUAGAUUAUGUCUUCGAAAGCAAGGUCUGAUGGAGGUGAAUUGGAAAACCAGUUUAUUUUACGUGUGCCUCAGGUUUAUGCGUCAGCACUAAGUCUUGCAAUCCAGAAUGGCACGUUAAAAGAUAGGCUUUCGAUUGAGUUUCAAGCCGACUAUAGACAUGCAACAGUCAGAUUUGAUGGGACAGCUUUAUCAGCUAAGCUUGUGGAUCUGCCAAGCAUAAUAGAAUCUCACAAGACAGUGGACAGCAAAAGCUUCUACAAGACUGCAGACAUCUGCCAGAUGCUAGUUUGUUGUGAUGAUGACAGCUUAACAGAAGAUGAGAACAUUUCUCCCAAGAAGGAAUCCAAGAGAUUUAUUUGGAAUCAUGGAAUUACUGGUCCACUGAAGAAUGUCCGCAAGCGACGAUUUAGAAAAACAGCAAAGAAAAAGUUAGUGGAGUCCCCAGAAGUUGAAAAGGAAGUCAAACGUUUGCUAAGGACUGAUCUGAGUGCCUCUAAUGUCAGCUUUGAGGUCCUACAAGAUGAAGAGAAACCAGACGAAAGUGUUGUAUUAGAUGCUGAAUUACUCAACACAUCCAUGCCGUCACCUCUGUCUGGAACUCAAAUUGAAGAGCAGGAUGGUGGGAGUGAUGAUGAGGACAGGAAUGAACUGUUCGCCAUCCUUCAGGAGGCCAGUAGUGAUGAUGAGGAAGGAGAUGAAGAUGAUACUCAAGAAGAUGAUGGAGAUGACAAUGACAUAAAUAUUGAUGUGGAAAUGGAAGAGCAACCAUCCGCUGAAUUAAGAAUGAAUGAAAAAGAAUCUAAAGCUCAGUUACAUUCUGCAAGGGAAAAGCUAAAUGAGAUCAGAGCAGCUCGAAUAGAGCAGGAGACGCGAGUUAGAGAAGCCUCUAAUCUAUUCCUUAAGCAACGCUUUGAGAAAGGUCUCGAGGAAAUCAAAUCCCAGGAGACAGAGCAAGAACAGGAGAUUCGAAGACUGGAGGGUCAAAGUCACACCAAGCAAUGAAACCUGUAGAGGAAGUGGAGACAUUAUGUAUUUACUGCAGGCUGUGAUGCACGUUCAGUCCGUGAUGAUAAUCAGCAUUAGAGAGAAAGAUUGCAUCUGUGAUGGGGAGGCGAAGUGUAUCACCAAUGAGGGCAAGGGUGAUCCGUGAAUAGGACGGGUGGAAGGAGAACUAAAAGCGAGAACUGGAUGCACGGAACUCGUAGCAAGAAAACAUUCCAAACUUCCUGGAUUCUUCAAUAUAUAAACAAUUUUGCAAUAAGUAAGAAGAAACGAUGAAGUAACGACCAUGAAAGAUGAGCGACAAAGCUGAUAGGCGUGGAUGGUUAAGGCGCUUUUCUCAUACACUUUCUCAGUUGAAAUAUUUCGUGUACAAACUCGUCUCGUUACCUUGGUAACCGGGCUGACAUUUCUCUUAUGAACUGAAUACUAAACUCCUCCCGCUGACCAGGCUAGCCCGAUUACCGGGCUCAUCAGAAGAGGCCCUAAAAAAGCAAAAACAAGUGUUAAUUUCUGUGGGCUACAAAUGCUGACUCUUAACAAAAGGAGCUGUGUUUGAGCAGCCAAUAAAGUAUAAUCUUCUAAAAU
Messenger RNA from Orbicella faveolata, 1752 nucleotides. RefSeq names its product transcription initiation factor TFIID subunit 7-like. Gene Ontology annotation, molecular function: RNA polymerase II general transcription initiation factor activity. Gene Ontology annotation, biological process: RNA polymerase II preinitiation complex assembly; transcription initiation at RNA polymerase II promoter. Gene Ontology annotation, cellular component: transcription factor TFIID complex. The record is from RefSeq and is a predicted model, not a curated record. Lineage: Eukaryota; Metazoa; Cnidaria; Anthozoa; Scleractinia; Merulinidae.